Theileria orientalis strain Shintoku is the source of this 924-nucleotide messenger RNA. RefSeq lists its product as uncharacterized. The record is from RefSeq and is a predicted model, not a curated record. The transcript is spliced from 7 exons. Bases 1 to 924 code for a protein of 307 amino acids. Gene Ontology annotation, molecular function: protein binding. Lineage: Eukaryota; Apicomplexa; Aconoidasida; Piroplasmida; Theileriidae.
AUGUUAAUAAUUUAUGGAGGUUAUGAAGGCGUUCUAUUAGGCCUAGAAUUGAAUUUAGAUAAAAAUAAUAACCUAGAAAGUGAAAUAAAUGGCGCUGAGUCCAAAGAAUCCUCUGAUUAUGAACAGUCCAACUUAGUUGACGCCACCCAGUCUUUUAGAGUACUCUGCUCCCAAGGUUCUAUAAAAUGUAUGAGUUUGUCCAACAAUAUACUCGUUUGCGGAGGGUCGGAUGAAACAGUCCAAGUCUAUAACAUAGAGAAAAAAAGGAAACAUGGAGAGAUUAUGCUCUCAGAAGGAUAUAUAACAGCAACAUCGAUAUAUGGAGGCAUGAGCAAAGGGUUUAUAUUAAUCGGAAACGAACACGGAGACAUAUCGAUGUUUACCACGAGAGACUUGAGCUUCGCUAAAUCAUUUAAAGCACACAAGAAGGAGAUAACGGGCCUCUCGAUACACCCAGAGGGGAAGACGUUCAUAUCGACGAGCGCAGAUCGUUGCCUUAGACUGUGGGAUUUGGUCUCGAAAACGUGUGUGUUUAACACUGAGUUGGAUAUUAUGCCACUCUCGGUGGAAUGGUCGAAGGGAACAAAGUACCUGUUGACAUCAGAAAGCAAAGUACUAUCGUGUAGUGCCGAAGAUGACGAGUUUGAGACGAUCUCAACGAAAGAUAAAGUAACCUCAAGUUGUUGGUGCGGAGGAUAUAUCGUAUUAGGAUUUAAAUCGGGAGAAGUGUCAGUUUAUAAGGAAUCUCUAGUUGCAACAGCAAAAGUACACACGAAGAGAGUUAAAUCGAUAUCAUCGAAACAUGGAUAUAUAUUCACUGGAGAUUCUGACGGAGUAGUGCUGUGUUUCCAACUGAAGGAAGAUCAAUUGAAACUGAUAUGGAAAUAUGAUAUAGGAUUCAGGCUCAACGUAUUGGUGUGUUAA